GUGUAGCUGAAUGCGGACCGUGAAGGCAGCAUUAAUGUGUCACAUGACAGGCAGCCUCUCCGACUGAGCAGAGACCACAGGCAGAGACACAUCAAAUAAUCAUGCCCACCUCGCAGUCUCCCCAGGACGAACAGGAGAAGCUUCUGGAUGAAGCGGUGCAGGCUGUGAAGGUCCAGUCCUUCCAGAUGAAGCGAUGCCUGGACAAGAACAAGCUGAUGGAUGCCCUGAAGCACGCCUCCAACAUGCUUGGGGAGCUCCGGACCUCCAUGCUGUCUCCAAAGAGCUACUAUGAGCUCUACAUGGCUAUCUCUGAUGAACUGCACUACCUGGAAGUGUAUCUGACUGAUGAGUUUGCCAAAGGACGUAAGGUGGCAGAUCUGUAUGAGCUGGUGCAGUACGCAGGCAACAUCAUCCCCAGACUCUACCUGCUCAUCACUGUGGGGGUGGUGUACGUGCGCUCCUUCCCUCAGUCCCGUAAGGACAUCCUGAAGGACCUGGUGGAGAUGUGCCGGGGGGUCCAGCACCCUCUCAGGGGCCUCUUCCUCAGAAACUACCUCCUGCAGUGCACCCGCAACAUCCUGCCAGACGAUGGAGAGCAGCCAGAGGGAACAGAGGAGAUGACUGGUGACAUCAACGACUCCAUCGACUUUGUCCUGCUCAACUUUGCUGAGAUGAACAAGCUGUGGGUGAGGAUGCAGCACCAGGGACACAGCCGAGACCGAGAGAAGAGGGAGAAGGAGCGGCAGGAGCUGAGGAUCCUGGUGGGAACCAACCUGGUGCGCCUCAGCCAGCUGGAGGGGGUCAACGUGGAGAAGUACAAACAGAUUGUUCUCUCAGGAGUGCUGGAGCAGGUGGUAAACUGCAGAGACUCUCUGGCUCAGGAGUAUCUCAUGGAGUGCAUCAUUCAGGUUUUCCCAGACGAGUUCCACCUUCAGACCCUCAACCCCUUCCUGCGCUCCUGUGCUGAUCUCCACCAACACGUCAACGUCAAGAACAUCAUCAUUGCCCUCAUUGACAGACUGGCUCUGUUCGCUCAUCGAGAAGACGGGCCCGGCAUUCCAGCUGAGAUCAAACUGUUCGACAUCUUCUCUCAACAAGUAGCCACCGUCAUUCAAUCUCGCCAGGACAUGCCCUCAGAGGACGUGGUCUCUCUGCAGGUUUCUCUCAUCAACCUGGCCAUGAAGUGCUACCCUGACCGUGUGGACUACGUAGACAAAGUCCUGGAGAGUACUGUGGAGAUCUUCAACAAGCUCAACCUGGAACACAUAGCGACUAGCAGCGCAGUGUCCAAGGAGCUGACCCGCCUGCUGAAGAUCCCGGUAGACACCUACAAUAACGUCCUGACGGUGCUGCAGCUCAAACACUUCCCUCCGCUCUUCGAGUACUUCGACUUCGAGUCACGCAAGAGCAUGAGCUGCUACGUGCUGAGCAACACGCUGGACUACAACACCACCAUCCUGGCCCAGGAGCAGGUGGACGCCAUCCUGUCCCUGGUAUCCACACUGAUCCAGGACCAGCCGGACCAACCCGCUGAUGACCCUGACCCAGAGGACUUUGCUGAGGAGCAAAGCCUUGUGGGACGUUUCAUCCACCUGCUCAAAUCUGAGGAUCCGGAUCAACAGUACCUGAUCCUGAACACAGCCCGGAAACACUUUGGUGCGGGGGGGAACCUGCGGAUCCGCUACACACUGCCCCCCCUGGUGUUCGCUCCCUACCAGCUGGCCUUCAGAUACAAGGAGAACUCCUCAUCGGAUGACAAGUGGGAGAAGAAGUGUCAGAAGAUCUUCUCGUUCGCACAUCAGACCAUCAGUGCUCUUAUCAAAGCGGAGCUGGCGGAGCUGCCUCUGCGCCUCUUCCUGCAGGGGGCGCUGGCCGCAGGGGAGAUCGGCUUUGAGAACCACGAGACUGUAGCUUAUGAGUUCAUGUCCCAGGUACAGUGUUUCAUAAGACUCAGGCCUGUAAAAUGUACCGGGUUUAAGAACGCCUGAAGACUGUGACUCCUCUAAUUAUAAAUGUGUUUCUGUUAUACUCAUGGAUUCAUGUACAAUUUCAAAGUAAAAUAUGUAUGGAAUGGGGGAAAGGUACAGGUGAUGACUUUGAUUUUAUAAAAAGGAAGCGCUGAGCAUCUUGAGUGUACUAUUAAAAGAAGAAACCAAGACCUAAAAACUAUUUAGGUUCAGGUUAUUUAUUUGUACCUGUAGGUAGAUUUGUUUUGCAGAUAAAAGUCCACCG
This is a messenger RNA of Notothenia coriiceps (black rockcod), 2232 nucleotides long. RefSeq names its product VPS35 retromer complex component (gene vps35). Lineage: Eukaryota; Metazoa; Chordata; Actinopteri; Perciformes; Nototheniidae. The record is from RefSeq and is a predicted model, not a curated record. The coding region runs from base 102 to 1988 and encodes 628 amino acids. Gene Ontology annotation, cellular component: late endosome; retromer, cargo-selective complex; retromer complex. The transcript is spliced from 14 exons. Gene Ontology annotation, biological process: intracellular protein transport; retrograde transport, endosome to Golgi.